This is a messenger RNA of Pochonia chlamydosporia 170, 1905 nucleotides long. Its product is annotated as class E vacuolar protein-sorting machinery protein HSE1. Gene Ontology annotation, molecular function: phosphatidylinositol binding; ubiquitin binding. Gene Ontology annotation, cellular component: ESCRT-0 complex. Gene Ontology annotation, biological process: protein transport to vacuole involved in ubiquitin-dependent protein catabolic process via the multivesicular body sorting pathway. Lineage: Eukaryota; Fungi; Ascomycota; Sordariomycetes; Hypocreales; Clavicipitaceae. The transcript has 6 exons. Bases 1 to 1905 code for a protein of 634 amino acids. The record is from RefSeq and is a predicted model, not a curated record.
AUGUUUCGAGCGCAAGCGGCCGGGCCGUUUGACGAUGUCGUCGCCAAGGCGACCGACGAGAACCUCACUUCGGAAGACUGGGGCGCCAUCAUCGAGGUGUGCGACAAGGUCACCAGCGAUACCAGCGGACCCAAGGAGGCUGUUCAGAGCAUGAUUAAACGUCUUGCACAUCGGAAUGCGAAUGUACAGCUGUACACUUUGGAGCUUGCACACGCUCUAUGCCAGAACUGCGGCAAACCCAUGCACCGCGAAGUGUCUAGUCGAGCCUUUACCGACGCCCUUCUCAAGCUGGCAAAUGACCGAAACACCCAUUCCCAAGUCAAGGCCAAGAUCCUCGAGAAGAUGAAGGAGUGGACCGACAUGUUUAGCAGGGACGCCGAACUGGGAAUCAUGAACGACGCCUACUUCCGCCUCAAGCAGACAAACCCUACCUUGCAGGCACCCAGCGCGCCGCAGAAGCAGGGUCUCACAGAAGCGGAUAGACAAAAGGAGGAUGACGAACUCCAGAUGGCCUUGAAACUCAGCUUGCAGGACGAGGAGCGCAAGAAGACAACGGCACAGGCCGGUCCCAGCAACCAGAGCGGCACUGGCAAUCAGCAAUCAUCCUCCCCGGCUCCGGCAGUCCCGGCUGGCACCACGGCCGCGACUGUGAGCAGAGUGCGAGCUCUGUACGACUUUGUGCCGUCUGAGGCUGGUGAGCUCGAGUUCAAAAAGGGCGAUGUUAUUGCUGUGCUGGAAAGUGUCUACAAGGACUGGUGGCGAGGUUCUCUCAAGGGAAAGACUGGCAUCUUCCCACUCAACUAUGUGGAAAAGCUGACGGAUCCUACCCCGGAUGAGCUGCAGAGAGAGGCACAGAUGGAGGCGGAGGUGUUUGCGGAGAUUAAGAACGUGGAGAAACUGCUUACCUUGUUGAGUGCGUCGAACACGGCGCCUCGUGAGGAGGACAAUGAGGAGAUUUCGAAGCUAUACCACCAGACGUUGGCGAUUCGGCCGAAGCUCAUUAAGCUUAUUGAAAAGUACUCGCAAAAGAAGGACGACUUCACCCAGCUCAACGAAAAGUUCAUCAAGGCUCGACGAGACUACGAAGCCCUAUUGGAGUCGUCCAUGUCUCAUCCUCCUCAGCCCAACUAUCAGCAAUAUGCUAUGCGUCCCGGUCCUCCUGCCCAGGGUUAUCCUGCCGGCGGAUAUCAGGGACAGCCACCUCCACAAGAUCCUUACUACAACCAAGCUCCUCCCGCAGACCACCCCCACUACCAAGCUAGCUCUCCGCCACCAAACAACUUCCAACCUCAAGGCACUCCCGCGCCCUUCUACGUUGCAGGAGCUGAGGUUCCAUCCCACGCACCGUCUCAACCUCAGCAACCGCCCCAGCAAUACCCUCCAAGAGACGAUACCCCGAGCCUCGGACCCCCCGGCGGCAAGCAACCAGCUGCCGUAAACCCAUCGUCACCUCCACCGCAGACCUUCACCCCCUACUCUCACCCCCAGCAACCUCCUCCGCAAAACGCCGCUCCCUACGCCCAAGUUCCCAACCAGCAGCAGCAACAGCAGCGACCGCAAAGCACAUACGGCGCCCAAGAACUCGCCACCUCGGUGUACGACUCCCCCAUUGCACCGCACAAUCCCACCGCCGCGCCAUUUGGACAACAACAAUACCAGUCGUACAACCCGCCUGACCAGGCUCCUCCGCCGGCACCAACAGGCCAAGCUCCCCCUCCGCCUAAUUCAAUGUCCCCUGCGCCGUUGCAGCCAGGUGGUGCGGCGUACGAUGCUCGUCACGGAUUACCUAGCCAGGGGGCGCCAGUUGAUUCCCGUCCCCCACAGCCGCAGUAUAAGCCGUAUGUGCCGCCUGGGGAUGGGCCCUCGCCGAAUGAUUAUUACAGACAGGGUGGGAAUCCUUAUUAA